Cricetulus griseus (Chinese hamster) is the source of this 496-nucleotide messenger RNA. Lineage: Eukaryota; Metazoa; Chordata; Mammalia; Rodentia; Cricetidae. The record is from RefSeq and is a predicted model, not a curated record.
AACCAUGGCUGAAGUGCACGUGAUCGGGCAGAUCCUAGGGGCCACCGGUUUCUCUGAAAGCAGCCUCUUCUGCAAGUGGGGCAUCCACACAGGGGCUGCGUGGAAGCUCUUGUCAGGUGUGCGGGAGGGCCAAACGCAGGUAGACACACCUCAGAUAGGGGAUAUGGCUUACUGGUCCCACCCCAUCGACCUGCACUUUGCCACCAAAGGUCUCCAAGUGAUCGCUAUGGUGUGGAGUGUUGAGGGACUUCAAACCGCCACUAGUCACAGUCUGGCACAGCGGCCAAGAACACGGACGAUGGAUACCGGCAGUGUUGGCCUCGGCCAGGUCAUGGCCCCUCUUGUCCCACCUGGGACUGCAAGGCCAGCUUCUCCUCUGAGGCCCAUGCUCCACUGAAUUACUGGCUAGUUAGUGUGUGGGUUCCAGGGACUCAAGGAGAACUGGCAUUUGGGCUCGUGGGAGACACUUAAUAAAAGCUGGCUGUUUUCAUGGGUA